Lobosporangium transversale is the source of this 912-nucleotide messenger RNA. RefSeq lists its product as hypothetical. The coding region runs from base 293 to 760 and encodes 155 amino acids. The record is from RefSeq and is a predicted model, not a curated record. NCBI's taxonomy places the organism in Eukaryota, Fungi, Mortierellomycota, Mortierellomycetes, Mortierellales, Mortierellaceae. The transcript has a single exon.
GUGAUGGUACAUCUCUUUCCUUCCCAGAGCGAAUCGAUCCAUAAAAAAAAAAAAUAAUUCAAGAUCGAAGAGAACUAGGUGGAUACUAUGAAAUAAUCCAGCAGUGCAUGGAGUAUGAUAUUGAUAAUGACAAAGGCAAUUAUCAUGGUCAUGACCUUGGCAUAGCAUGGCAUGGCAUGAUGGCAUAACAUAGCAUAGCAUAGUUUAUAAAUAACAGCUUGUGAAUGAUGUUCGGAUGCAUAGUUCGUAGACACGAGUGAGGAAAAAGGAAAAGGAAGAAAGGAAGGGCUGGAUGGGAGAAGGGGGAAGCAUGUGUUACCCAAAAAAGAACAAAGUCAAAGCAGACACACUUUUCCAUCUGUCCUUCCAUGCCCUAUCUCACCUCCAUUCCUCAUUUGCUUCAAGAUAUCCUUUGUCCCUCUUUCUGUUUCGUCUUUGCUUCUCUCCCUUACCUUUCUUUACUUCUGUUGCUCUAUUUCUAAUCCCUUUAUUUCUAUCCUAUUUCUAUCUCUCUAUUUCUAUUCUUCUAUUAUCCUCAAGUCCCUACCCUCGCUUCUUUCUUUGUUGCAGCAGCUUAGCCCUGCUAAUUCAUAUUUUCUCUUCCUUGUGGCAGGAACAUCCCUUGAUCCUCAUCUCUCUUUAUUUCAUUUCAUUUUAUCCUUCCUUGUCCUUCCUUGUCCUUCUUUGUCCUUCCUUGCCCUUCCUUGCCCUUCCUUGUCCUUCCUUGUUCGUUACUUUUCUUGUUGAUCUAAUCAGCUGACAAAGAAGGUAAAAAUGUUACGCCACCAAACAUUUGCAUAGAACUAAGACUCUUUCUUCUAUCUCCAAUCAACAUCUUGUUCUCUAUCUCUACCUUUUUCAAAUAAUGUCCAUUUGUGAGAGCAUGAGUCAUAAAAGUUGAAUGACAAAGGU